Molecule: messenger RNA, 2048 nt
Organism: Tribolium madens (black flour beetle)
Lineage: Eukaryota; Metazoa; Arthropoda; Insecta; Coleoptera; Tenebrionidae
Gene: Trxr1
Product: thioredoxin reductase 1, mitochondrial
Exons: 9
Coding region: 121-1746 (541 amino acids)
Biological process (GO): cellular response to oxidative stress; cell redox homeostasis; glutathione metabolic process
Cellular component (GO): mitochondrion; cytosol
Molecular function (GO): flavin adenine dinucleotide binding; glutathione-disulfide reductase (NADPH) activity; thioredoxin-disulfide reductase (NADPH) activity
Source: RefSeq, a predicted model, not a curated record
UUGCAGCCGGUCACAAGAAUCGACUUCAUGUCGUCGUCUAAUCACGUUUAUUACUUAUUUUAAUGUAAAAUCGAAUUCAGUGUACGAAGGCCACCGAUUACCGUGAACGUCAAAAGUGCUAUGGCGUUGCGUUUAUGUUUUAAUACUGUCAUUUUUCGUGGUGUUUGUAAAGUGAAAAAUUCAAAAUUUGUAGUGUUACAAAAUGUGAAUUGCAUUAACAAUAAUAUUCGUUGGUACUCUAAAAGUAAUACUUCAGAACAUGAUCUGAAUAUGACUCAGUGUGACGGUCCAGAAUAUGACUUGGUGGUAAUUGGUGGUGGAUCUGGUGGACUUGCUGCCGCUAAGGAAGCAGCCGGAUUGGGUGCAAAAGUUGCCGUUUUAGAUUAUGUAACUCCUUCACCUAAAGGGACCAAAUGGGGUCUUGGUGGUACGUGUGUCAAUGUUGGAUGCAUACCAAAAAAAUUGAUGCAUCAAGCUGCUUUACUGGGAGAGGCUAUAGAGGAUGCUAAGAGUUAUGGUUGGCAACUUCCGCAACCAGAAAAUAUCAAGCACGACUGGGCAUCUCUCAGACAGGCGGUGCAAAAUCACAUUAGGUCCGUAAAUUGGGUGACCAGAGUAGAACUUAGAGAUAAAAAAGUAGAAUACAUCAAUGGUUUGGGUGUUUUUAAAGAUCCUCACACAGUUCACACCGUAACCAAACAAGGAGAACGUACAUUGACAUCUAAGUAUUUUCUCAUAGCAGUAGGUGGAAGACCUCGUUAUCCGAAUAUACCGGGUGCUGUGGAAUAUGGUAUUACCAGCGAUGAUAUUUUCAGUUUGGAGGAAGCACCGGGGAAAACUCUAGUUGUAGGCGCUGGGUAUAUUGGUUUGGAAUGUGCCGGUUUUUUGAAAGGAUUAGGCUAUGAUGCAACAGUCAUGGUUCGAUCUGUGGUCUUGAGAGGUUUCGAUCAGCAAAUGGCUAAACUUAUUGCUUCGGCAAUGGAGGAAAAAGGAGUUAAAUUCCUCCACAAAUGUCUGCCAAAAUCUGUCGAGAAGCGAGCUGAUAACAAGUUGGUUGUCAAAUGGACAAAUGAAAGCGGCCAGGAAUUCGAAGAUGUUUUUGAUACCGUGUUGUUCGCAAUCGGAAGAAGAGCUCUUACGCGAGAGCUUCAUUUGGAUAAGGCAGGUGUUAAAGUAGCCGGAGAUGGUGAGAAGAUAGACGCCAUGAACGAACAGUCAAAUAUACCUCACAUAUUUGCCGUCGGAGAUGUUUUAUAUAAAAAGCCUGAACUAACACCAGUGGCUAUCCACGCAGGACGUCUCUUAGCCAGACGUUUAUUCGGCAACAGCACUGUUCAAAUGGAUUACGAAAACGUGGCAACAACUGUUUUCAGUCCUCUGGAAUAUGGGAGUGUGGGGAUAAGUGAGGAAACGGCGAUACAACGAUUCGGUGAAGACAACGUCGAAAUUUAUCAUGCAUACUACAAACCAACCGAAUUCUUUAUUCCACAACGUUCAAUUGCUCAUUGCUAUUUGAAAGUUGUUGCUAAACGUGAAGGUCCACAACAGGUGUUGGGUAUGCACUUUAUUGGGCCGCAAGCUGGAGAAGUAAUCCAAGGAUUCGCAGCAGCUAUGAAGUGUAACUUGACUGUGAAUGCUUUGAUGAGUACGGUGGGAAUUCAUCCAACAAUUGCUGAAGAAUUUACAAGAAUUAACAUUACUAAGAGGUCCGGCAAAGAUCCCAAUCCGGCGUCUUGCUGCAGUUAAAAUCUUAUUAAUACUACAAUGAAUAAUAGAAUCACAAAAUCAGAUAGAUUUGUACGUAAAAACAGUUAGAAGGCUAAAGUGGCUCCAGUGAUAUUACUUAUCUUGAACAGGCCAUCUGAGGUCAUUUUUUUUAGUAUAAUUAUUUUUGUAAGUAUACAUUUCACAGUGCCUUUACAUUACUAAGUGAAAUGUAUACAUACACAACGUUUAAUCAGUAUCAAGAUCCAUUGUACCUUAAUAUUUUAUUUUAUUACACCGUUUUUGUUCUAACCAAAAUAAAUCACAGAUUGAUUCACCUUUAA